Molecule: messenger RNA, 3048 nt
Organism: Acyrthosiphon pisum (pea aphid)
Lineage: Eukaryota; Metazoa; Arthropoda; Insecta; Hemiptera; Aphididae
Product: polycomb group protein Psc
Exons: 6
Coding region: 355-2181 (608 amino acids)
Biological process (GO): negative regulation of transcription by RNA polymerase II
Cellular component (GO): PRC1 complex
Molecular function (GO): promoter-specific chromatin binding
Source: RefSeq, a predicted model, not a curated record
ACGGACAACUUGUUUUGUUGUUUUCGUUUCGCAGACCGCAGUGUUUAUCCGCGUCUGCGUUGCGGACGGAGCUUUCGCAGUUCGCUUCCGUUUUUCUGUUUUCGUUUCAACGUACCGUUCGAAUCCGCCGCAGUUUCGGUUCGCGGACCUGAUCGAUUUGAAAACAAAUUGCCUAAAAACCCGGGAGUCUCGUUGACCGAGAAAACCCGCGACUUAUCAGGGUCCCGCCGUUGACCCACAAAAUAGAAAUAGAGUUUGAACUUGGAAAUAAUCUGAUCACGAUGACGUCGUCGAUCCUGGAUAGACGCGAACGCGUCGCACUGACGGCACUAUGAUGAUCACGGCGACGACAACAUGCAGUCCUGUAAGCCGAAGGUCACCGACCUAAAUCCACAUCUACUAUGCGUACUGUGCGGUGGAUACUUCGUGGACGCCACAACGGUGAUCGAAUGUCUGCACUCCUUUUGUCGAAGUUGUAUUGUCAAGUAUCUCGAACGCAACAAAUAUUGUCCAAUAUGCGAUGUAUUAGUCCACAAAUCAAAACCUUUAUCCAAUAUCCGGCCAGACCACACCCUGCAAAAUAUUGUUUACAAACUUGUCCCACAUUUAUUUCAAAAGGAAAUGGUAAUGAGAAGAGACUUUUACAAUCGAAACAAAGUGUAUUUACCCAGGGACCCAAUAAGCCGUGGUGUUGUACCUGAUGACUAUCAUAUAUUUGCUGCCAGUGAUGCAAUCAGUAUAUGUCUUUAUUAUGAAUGCGAAAAAAUUGACAAAAAUAAUAUACAAGAAAAACAUAAACGAUAUCUAUGGUGUCCAGCAUCAUUGACAGUAAUAAAUUUGAAAAAAUUAGUUUACAUUAAAUAUGAAUUAAUACCAACUGAUCAUCAUGUAGAGUUUUUCUACCAAAAUUAUUUACUAGAUGAUCACUUAACCUUAAUGGACGUUGUUUACAUGUUUGAUUGGAAAAGGAAAGAUCCACUUACAUUGACUUAUCGAAUUCUCAAAAUUGUUAUUGAACCUCUUUUAAAUGAUGACGCAGCAAAAGAAGAAAGUAUUGUUGAGUCUAAAAAAGAUGAUGAAAAGUCUGAAGAAAAACAAAAUGAUUUGCUUCAAAAUGUAGUCAACACAGAAAUACGCAUUGAAGAACUCCCAAAAAUAGAUGAAAACCUACUGCAAGUCGCUGAAAAAAUUCCAGAUUCCAAAGAAGUACAAUUGGAAAUAAGUGAAAAUGGUAUCAUGAAAGUUACAAAUAUUCACCAGAGUAGAGAAACUAUACAAGCUAAUGUCACUAUAGAACCAACUGAUAUAGCUAAAAAUGAAAAUCCAUCUAAACCUGGGGAUAUAAACGAAGACAAAGACGAUGAUAAGAAAAAAACUUUAAAGGUAUAUCCUGGGUCAAAGAUAAAAAAAACUAAACCAAAGUUAGACACUAUUGUUGAAAAAAUUAAAAAACAAGGAACUAAAUAUAAAACAUUAACAUCUCCUACAAAACACUGGAAUCCAAGUAUAUCAAAAACUUCGGUUUUAGCCAAAAAGAAAGAAAUAAAUGGAGUUGAUAAAAAGUGUCAAAAAUUUUUCAAAUCAAGAGAUGAUAAAAAAGAUGAAGAUAAAGCUGAAGACAGUUUAAAGAGAUUAGCUGAAGUGCCUUUAAUGAAAAUUAAUCCUCAAACAUUAUGUCCAAUUUUGCCUUCUUCUCCAGCUAAGAAACCCAAAAAACCUGUUCCUAAAAAAAAUACAUUAGCUCAUUCCUUGGCUCUACUACCUGUUCGACCUACCAAUCAUAAUCCAUUUACAAACCCAUUGAAUCCAUUCAUGUAUGGAACAUUUCCAAAUAAUUCAAAUGGAGAUCCAGGAGAUACAAAUGAUUUUCUUAAAGCCAUGUCUGAGCUAUGUCCACCAUCAUCAGCUUAUCACAAUUCUUUACCACCGUCAGUCAGUGUACUUUUCAACCCCCUAUACACUCAUCACAGACAAUGUCAAGCUAAGAAGACUUCUGUAGCUGUAGCUCAAUCACCCGACAUACUAAAAUUACCUGCCAAUAAAAAUGGAGAGAAAUCUGAACAGAUAGAAGAUAAAAGCAAUGACAAAGGUAACGAUAAAGACGAGUGUACUAAUAAUAAUAAAGGUGAAGAGAAAAUGGAAGUUGAGAAAGAAAAAGAAAAAGAAAAGGGAAAAACUUAAAAAAGUGACUUUUUGACAACUCAAACUAAAAAAUUUAAACCUUUUACUACUAAAAUCUUCAGAUCAUGGUAAGUCUAGUAGAGGAUUGCAAAUACUUAAUGACUUUUUUGAAAAUGUUAUAUCAACAUAAUUCCUAAUGAAAGGUUAAUGUAUUUGAUUUAAUCUUUUCUACACCCUGUAUACACUUAACAUGGUGUUUCUAAAGAUAUUUUUUUUACUUUGAGUUUUGAGAUAACAAGAUUUCAAUGUGAUAUAAUUGUUUUUCUAACAUUUUCUUGUACGAUUAAUGGUAUCAUAUUAUAUCAACGACAACAUUAUCUGAAACGCCAUAUACAAAUUUAAUUGUGAUUAUUUCACUUAAUGACAUAGUUGACCAUUUUGUUGGAAAUGUGAUUGACUAAUUUUUGAUACUCGUGUCAGAAAAAGCAUCUUUUGAAACAUUUAUUAACUGAUUUUAUACCAUGUGUUUUCAGUUAUUUAGAGUAAUUAUAACGUUUUGAUAGUUUUAUUUUAGAUUAGUCAUUUACCCUCCACAUUAUUUACUUAAAUAAGGUUCCAACAUAUGGCAAUUAUAGUUAUCCACAAUCUGAUGCUACUUCUAUAACAUAAAUACAUCUAAUAAUUUGUUGAUUAAAAAUAUUAUUUAAAUUGUUUGUCUCCCAAUAAAAAUAAAAGAUCACUUAAUAAGUGGAAGCAUAAGGUAUAAAAAAAUAUAUUUAGUUUUUCACUUUUCUAAAAAUGGUCAGCCUACUUAAAAGGACGUAACACGGGCAUUUGUUAUCUCCGUCUUACAAGUGUAUAACAUAACAAACUCUAUAAUAUACAAUACGCUAUAUUACAUACAAAAAACUUGCUUAAAAAAUGAAC